Messenger RNA from Ylistrum balloti, 1371 nucleotides. RefSeq lists its product as uncharacterized. Gene Ontology annotation, molecular function: anaphase-promoting complex binding; protein binding; ubiquitin ligase activator activity. The coding region runs from base 1 to 1371 and encodes 456 amino acids. Gene Ontology annotation, cellular component: anaphase-promoting complex. The transcript is spliced from 8 exons. Lineage: Eukaryota; Metazoa; Mollusca; Bivalvia; Pectinida; Pectinidae. The record is from RefSeq and is a predicted model, not a curated record. Gene Ontology annotation, biological process: positive regulation of ubiquitin protein ligase activity; positive regulation of anaphase-promoting complex-dependent catabolic process; anaphase-promoting complex-dependent catabolic process.
AUGGAUGGUCGAGGACUACCUGCUAAAUACCAGACACGUCGUAUUCAGACGAAACAUACCGUGUUUGAUCGUUUCAUUCCGUAUCGGCCAUGUUUAAAUGGAGACGCAUCAUAUGCCAAAAUUUUGGCCCAUCAAGACGGCACAGAUGCUAUCAGACAACCAGCUCAACAUCAAGAUCCUCGAUCACGAUACUACAGGAAAUUACUGGAUGCUGUUUUCAAGAAAAGUGACCAUCGGAUCCUAGCGAUUACACAACGGCCUCUGUCGGGAUACUCGAGUCCGAUGUCUCCAAAUCGGUCGUUCUUCAACGCCCCGAUGGAUGACUUGUUUGCCACGCCCUCUAUACGGAGAAGACGACAUGUACCGAAAUCUCCGAUCUGCGUCAUGGAUCUCCCUAAGUUACGAAAUAACUUUUUUACAAACAAUUUAGACUGGGGGAAAUCCAACAAAAUCGCAGUGGCCCUCAAUCUGACUACAUAUGUGUGGGAUGCCCAGUCCAAAUUGUGCCAGAAGAUCCAACUGACUACCUCCCGUCCGGAACAUGACUACAUCUCCUGCCUGGCCUGGGAUCCUGAUGGGACACAACUCGUUAUCGCUGACAACCUCGGCGAUAUUACGGUAUGUGACCCUGAAUGUUCGGUGAUUAACCAUCAGACACACCUGAAGGAACGGACAACAGUCAACAUUGUCCGCUGGACUGACCACGGCAUAUACAGUGGGGAUCGUCAUGGCACUGUAUACAAGCACGACCCUCGGGUGAGGACGGCCGUGGCUCGACUUGGGGGUCAUGACGUGAUGGUAUGUGGACUGUCCCAGGGGCCAGGGACACAUUACUUGGCCAGUGGAGGUGGUGAUGGACUUGUCUGUAUUUGGGAUGUUCGAUCGUCAAAAGUUUACAGAAAAAUUAAAGCUCACACGUUAUUGGCAAAGGCGUUGGCGUGGUGCCCUUGGCGGAAGAAUGUACUCGCUUCCGGUGGUGGGUGUGAUGACGGCAAUAUCCGGUUAUGGAACAUAAACACCGGAAAUAUGGUCGGGGAAAUUUUAACACAGUCACAGAUCUGUGGCAUGUUAUGGUCAGAAGAAUAUCACGAGCUCGUGUCUAGUCACGGACAAACCAAAGCCGAAGGGAACGAAACCAACGACCUCAUCCUAUGGGAAGAGAAGGAUUUCUAUUUUGAGCCUGUCGCCAAACUCCAACAGCACAUUGGACGUCCCUUACAUCUGGCCAUGAGCCCUGACAAAACACAUAUAGCUUCUGUUGGUGCGGAUGAACACAUAUGUCUAUGGCACUGUUUCCCGGCUUCUUCUAAGGAGGAACAUUCAUCUAUUAACGUCGUUUCCCCUGUUGCACUGGAUGGACAUAUCCGAUAA